AUGUCGCCGCGCAAAGCCAUAGCACUAACCAAGAACAUUAUUGGCGAUGUCAUACCCGCGACACCUUCAAAGCAGCCCUCCAAGCACCGUUUCCCAAACUUUUAUUCGUGCUACUUGCUCAAGUCUAUGAAAACGACGGAUGCCAGGGCGCAACACAAUGGUGAAGUCGCAAUGGGAGCCAAGAAGACGAAAAACGGUCGCCCAUGGGCGAUGCAAAUGCUAGUGCACGGCUUUCCAUCUCGCCAGGCCGCUCUCCAAUUCGAAUGGGCAUGGCAGAAUCCGCAAAAGUCCCGCUACCUCCGUGACGAACGCGGGAACCAGCUCUUCACGAGAAACAGCAAAGCGGUUAGCAAGGUCAUGCAGUGA
Coprinopsis cinerea okayama7#130 is the source of this 366-nucleotide messenger RNA. Its product is annotated as structure-specific endonuclease catalytic subunit. The coding region runs from base 1 to 366 and encodes 121 amino acids. Gene Ontology annotation, molecular function: 5'-flap endonuclease activity; crossover junction DNA endonuclease activity. The record is from RefSeq and is a predicted model, not a curated record. The transcript is spliced from 2 exons. Gene Ontology annotation, cellular component: Slx1-Slx4 complex. Gene Ontology annotation, biological process: double-strand break repair via homologous recombination. NCBI's taxonomy places the organism in Eukaryota, Fungi, Basidiomycota, Agaricomycetes, Agaricales, Psathyrellaceae.